GUGGAGCACUUUUCACCCUGUUCUGCCAGUGAUAUCGCGUCGGGGAUCGUUCCCUGAGCGAAUUCGAUCUCCGGCCAAACAAGCUCUACGCUAUCAGUGAAUAUUACCGGCUCGAAAACAAUGAGCGAGCCCGCGGCGAUUGGAUGUGAUUCGCGCGCGAUUCGAUUCGACGCGUCAAGGAUCGACGGGACGACAGGCUGCCCUGGGUUUCCGUGUGCGUAGCGUGACGAGGAUUUAAUUUGCUGGCGGGCCGACAAGAGUGUCGGCGCGACAUCAUGACUGUCAGGAGAAGACGGAACGAUCCGCUUCCUCGCCGGCAGCAGGACGCGCUUCCUUCGUCGACGCGAGAUCGUUCGCGGUGAACGGACGACUUGAUCGGCGCGGCGCUCGACGAUACUUUCUGUACCAAGCGUGACGAUCGAUCUCGAGCCGAGGCAGCAUGGAAAUCUCGGGUCGAUACCUCGUGGCCAUUGACAACAUCACGGAACUGAUGAACCUCAGCGAGUCGGAGUACGUGAGACUGGUGUGGGGCCCGAAGUAUCUGCCGCUGACGCUCGUAUUGCCGAUCACCUUCGUCUACGUCGCAAUCUUCGUCACCGGUGUGUUCGGCAACGUAGUCACCUGCAUCGUUAUCAGGCGCAACCCCGUCAUGCAGACCGCCACGAAUUACUACCUAUUCAACUUGGCGGUGUCCGACCUGCUGCUGUUGAUUCUCGGACUGCCGAAUGAAUUGAGCGUGUUUUGGCAGCAGUAUCCAUGGAAGUUCGGAGUGGGUUUAUGUAAAAUACGAGCGUACGUCUCAGAGAUGUCUUCUUAUGUGUCGGUGUUAACGAUAGUGGUGUUCUCGUUGGAGAGGUACCUAGCGAUAUGCCAUCCCCUACAUUUGUAUGCGAUGAGCGGCCUGAAACGACCUGUACGAUUCAUUCUGGGCGCUUGGCUACUGGCACUCAUCUUCGCCCUGCCCUUCGCCGCUUACACCACCGUUAAUUACAUCGAGUAUCCGCCAAAAUCCGGCCGCUAUUCCGAAGAAUCGGCGAUGUGCGCCAUGCUACUGCCUAAUAUGCCCAAGUUUCCGCUUUACGAGCUCAGUUGCCUCAUAUUCUUCCUCGUGCCCAUGCUGUCCAUAGCAGUGCUUUACGUGAGAAUGGGUCUCCGAAUACAAAGCAAUGGUCUCGGCCGCAGCAUCGAGGGUUCCGUUCACGGAGAAACGAGGCAGGCUCAAUCUCGAAAAGCCAUCAUCCGAAUGCUCAGUGCGGUCGUGAUAACAUUUUUUAUCUGCUGGGCGCCUUUUCACGCUCAACGGCUGUUGUACGUGUAUCAAGUGUCGGCCUUUGGCGAUAUUAAUGAGUGGCUGUAUCCUUUGGGCGGUUGCCUAUAUUACUUCAGCACCACCGUGAAUCCGAUCCUGUACAACGUGAUGAGCGCCAAAUACAGGAUGGCGUUCAAGAAAACCUUGUAUUGCACGCCGGCGAGUCCCUCCAUCACAAGGGAUGACCUCAGCAGUAUGAAGGACAGCACGGCAUGUGGCUGCAGCUCCAGAAGAGGCUCCCAGGUGGUUCGCGUCAGAAGUAUACAUUAUCAACGUAGUAUCAGAUCGAUCCGGAACCGCAUUUUUGAAAACAGCGAAUUACACAGUGGACGGAACGGCGGAUGCAAUCAGAUGCACGCGAACGAGGUUCUCCGUUCGCCGGCGAAGUUACGUCACGAUGACGAAGACGGCGAGAGUCAGGGCUCGAAGGACAGGCCCUGUGACCACCUCGUUCCCGACAUCACGAUCGCCACAGAGUCGCAGGAUUCGCGCAGAUCCUCGUUCGUUGUGCACUCGAGCAACGGCAGGACCAAGUGCCGAUCAGCCGAGAAGACGGACGGCGCACCGGCGAUGACGAGCGAGACGUGUAUCUGAUCCUCGGCUUAUCCUGCCGGCGGAUGGAAGGAUCGUUAUGGAAUCGCAAGGGUCGCACGCGCUCACAGACUCGACAAGAAGCUGACGUCCCGAUUGUGUAUGCGCGACGAUGCUGACGGGUCCGGAUUAGCGUAUUCGCACGCGAAUGCGAAUUGCUCCACACUGAGAAGCCAUUACCGGAGAAGAACGUGCCGUAGCUUCUUCCCCAGAGGACACAUUUGUCGUCGGGAGAAGAAGCCGAGUCCUCUUUCGGAGAGCCUUGUUUGAGCGACGCCCCCGUCGAGUGAAGCUACGAAAUGUGUCAGUGGGGAAACUAAAGAAAUGUCGGUGCCAUUAAAAAGGGUGCGAAGCGCUUAGCGAGGGAUCGAGACGUUUAGCAGCUUUUGUUGCUGCGAGCGUUGUUCACGCAAAUCUUGCAAACUCGCGCUCACGACUGGACCCCUAGUCGGCGAUUCUUCUCUGAGUGCGAGCUGAAGAGAUUCGACGAAGACUGUUAUGCACUGUGACGUCAUGAGAGCGUGUGAUUAUAUUCGCGUGAGGAUUCGCGAAGUUAAUUAGUUAAUCAGUCACCGUCGGAUUGAACGUUGGGCUUCGUUGUCGCGAGCUCGUAACAAGGUAACACGAGCCAUUCGGGUCCUUGUCGCCUCUUAUCCGAGUACGCGAACGUAGUGUGAUCUUGUGCGCUGCCGUUAUAAACGGGAGUACACAGUAGAUAAAUAAUCUCGCGGAAAUCUCGCGGAAAUCUCGACGAGAUUAGAGGGAUUAUGUAUCUUUGCGAAUUUACGUGACAAACGAUUCCUCUCUCGGAUUUAACGCGACGACGGUGUCGCGCGGACACCUGCGGGAAAGAUAAACGCGACUGUGAGGAGCGAAGAGCGUGGAGGCACGUGAGUUCCUUCGGAAGAUCCUCGACGCGUCGUAAAGAGGGACGAUACUUAACGGACACCCGUCGGCUCAUCUCGCCGACAAAAAGAACGAGAUGUGCCCUGGAGAUUCUCUCAGGCUCCCAACCGACUGCGUUUAUCUCAUAUAAGCGCUUGCACCUGUGUGUGCUUGCACCGAUCAAAGCGGGCUACCUCACCAACGGGUCGAGCGAGGAUAAACUCUCGGUAGGAUAAACAGACCAAAGUGCUGUUUCUGAAAGAAAACUGCACAUCGUGUCUCUCCCGAAGAGAACUCAUCGAGCUUGUAACUUUGUGUAAAAAAAGAGAGGAAAGUAUUCGCGCGUACGCGCGUGCAUGUGUACGUGUGUGUGUGUGUGUGUGUGUUUACGCCGGCGUGUAUGCACUACGGCUGCGUAAAAUUACAAACAAUCGUCACGUUGAAAUAAACGACUUAAAAAUCAAUGCGUGAAUCGGCUCAAGUAGCCGUUUGAGUGGCGCGGAAUGGUAUACUUCGUUCAUUUGUUAUGUCAUAUUAUGGCUGCGUUCCUUUUGGGCGCUCACGUGCUUUAAGUGCUUAUAAGCGUCACUCUAUCUUUCUUCCGCAUCAAAUGAACGAUACAGAUAGAAUGACGCUUACAAUGAGCGCCCAAAAGAAACGCAGCCUAUAUGUACAUAAUUGUAACACAUACACAUAUAACUAUAUAAAUAAACGGAGUACUAUUCCGCGCGAUCUGAACGUAAUUUGAAGCGAUUCGCGCAUUAAUUUAGGAGUCGACUAUUCAAUGUAACCAUUACUUACACCGAAUUCAGAAAAUGGGAUGCCCAUUACGGAUGGAUUUCGAUCGGAAUAAUUCAGUUAUUCCUUAGAUGUUGUGUUUUCCAGAGAAAACGAAGUUAUUCCGGUCGGGAUCCAUUCCGAAUAAGUUCAGUAAUAGCAUCUCAGAACCAUUUCGCACAGACCUAGUGUGCACACGUCUCCGUGCAAACUAUGGAGACGAGCUUCGACGCGUCGAAGAAAAGAGGUCUCAUAAUAUAUUCGUAUAGAAGAUUACUCUCGCUCGCGGGAUUCGACGGCGAGGAAUAUCUUAAGGGAAUGCCGGUAAGAGAGAAAUUAUACUUUUCGGAGGGAGAGCGUCGUGUCGCAGGUAUAAAAUGAGAGGUGUGUAAAGAAUUCAAAUGCUGCUAGGCGAACAGAAGGAAUAAGUGAGUACGAAAAAAAAAGAUUGGACGAGAGAGAGAGAGAGAGAGGAGAGGGGGAGAUAAACAGAGAGAGAGAGAGAGAGAGAGAGAGAGAGAGAGAGAGAGAAGAGAAGAGACAUAAAAACGCGGAAUCGCGACGCUGCGUGAUUCGCCUGAGGCUUUAUUGUAAUCGAGGAUUUUCAUUUCCAGAGACAUUCCGAAUGAAAUGAACUGUCGCUGAAAUGUAUCGAUUAUCGACGCUUAUAAGCUCGCUCACUCGCCCGUCAACGAGCUCUUAUGAAUCCGCGAUCCGGCCACGGAGAAUGAACUUUCGUGUUUUUUAACUCUCUACUCAUCCGCGAGUAGCAAACACAGGGUCGAUUGAAAUCCUCGCGCAAAAAAGACCGGUCGCGACAGCGCAGAUCCACGAGUGUGCAUGCAAGUCGGCAUCGAUUCCACAAAGCGGAUACAUUCCGAUUUAAUAACCUGUAUAUUGUGUGAAUGUGUAAUAAGAUAUAUAUUCUGAUA
Molecule: messenger RNA, 4494 nt
Organism: Odontomachus brunneus
Lineage: Eukaryota; Metazoa; Arthropoda; Insecta; Hymenoptera; Formicidae
Product: neuropeptides capa receptor-like
Exons: 7
Coding region: 440-1903 (487 amino acids)
Biological process (GO): neuropeptide signaling pathway
Cellular component (GO): plasma membrane
Molecular function (GO): neuromedin U receptor activity
Source: RefSeq, a predicted model, not a curated record